UCGAAACAACAAAAGGCGGUGGCCUUAUCAAAAGUCAUUAUUUCCUGUUUGUCAUAUUGACAAGUUUUCUGUUCUUCAAAAAAUAGCUAAUGAAGAAGAAGAACCUUCUUAAACCUCUCCAAAAUCCUCCAUCGAAAUGCCCCCAGUCACUCCCACCACUGUCUCCACUCAUGGACUCACCCCAAACACCAACCCCUUCCCUUUCUCUCUUCCCCACAACACCCCAACCCCAUCACCACAAGCAACUAUUUUCCUUCCUCAAAGCUCACCUGACCCACCAACCCUUAACCGCCAAAACCCUCCUUCACUUCCUCAAAACUAAGCUUCACCAUCACCCCAUUUUCACCCACUAUGACUUCCAAGUUUUCUCUUGGGCUUCCACCGUUGACUCUUUCCGUCAUGAUCACUCUACUUACCUGUGGAUGGCUCAUUCCUUAGCUUCCUCUCACCGUUUCUCCCUGCUUCGUUCUCUCCUUAGUUUUAUAGUUGCCAAUCCUUGCCCUUGCUCUCCAGGUAUCUUCUCUUGCCCUCAGAUAGAACCCCUUUUUCGUUUCGUUAUCGAUGCGUUUUGUAGGUCUAGGAAGUUGAGUGAUGCUGUUUUUGCUUUUGAAACCAUGAAGAAAUUGAUCGAUGGAAGGCCUAGUGUCGUUAUUUAUAAUGUUAUGAUUAAUGGGUAUUUGAAAAGUGGGGAUUUUGAUAACGCUUUGAGGUUUUAUGAGAGGAUGGAAAAGGACAGAGUGAAACCAGAUGUGUGUACAUUUAAUACUUUGAUUAGUGGUUAUUGCAGGAAUGGGAAGUUUGAAUCAGGAUUGAAGUUGUUUAAAGAAAUGAAGGAGAAAAGCUGUAGGCCUAAUGUGGUUAGUUUUAAUACUUUGAUUCAAGGGUUUUUCAGAGAAAGGAAGGUUAAGGAAGCUAUUGAGAUGGCAAACGAGAUGACUCAAUCAGGGUGCCAAUUUUCGACAGCGACUUGUGAGAUUUUGGUCAAGGGUUUGUGUAAGGAAGGCCAGGUUCUGGAGGCAUCUGACAUGAUCGUUGAUUUCUGUAGGAAGGGACUUUUGCCGAAGGGGUUUGAUUGUUGUGGUUUGGUUGAAGAGCUUUGUGGUAAAGGCAAUGCUGGUAGGGCAUUUGAGGUGGUUAAUGAGUUAUGGAUGAAAGGAGAUGUUCCAAGUUCGAUUGCGUGUACCACUUUGAUUGAAGGUUUAAGGAGAUCCCAGAGAAGAGAAGAUUCAUUUGGAUUGAUGGAAAAAAUGCUUAAAGAUGGUAUUGUUCCAGAUAUCCUGACUUUUAAUUAUCUUAUACAAGAUCUUUGUGAUUUGGGAAGAACAAUGGAUGCAAAUAAAUUUAGAUUAUUGGCUUCAGCAAAGGGUUUAGAACCAGAUGAGGUGACUUAUAACAUUUUGGUGUAUGGAUAUACAAGGGAUGGGAGAAGAAAGGAAGGUGAAAACUUGGUGGAUGAGAUGUUGGAUAAAGGAUAUAUACCUGAUAUUGCUACAUAUAAUAGGUUGAUGGAUGGACUCUCCAAUUCUACAAGUUCCAAAUUGGAGAAAGUUAGUGCCAUUCAUAGGUGAGUACGAGUUGUGAAUAUUGAUAUCAGAGCCCAAAUUUAUCUCAGAUUUUCUGGUUUUCUUAUCAACGGAGAGGAAGAAUUUUUUUCUUUGAAAAGUUUAAUUGGCAUUUGAUUGAUUCAGGACCGAUGUUAUAAGUUGAUUUAGAGAAGGAAAGACUGCAUUAUUUACUUGUAAAAACUAGCAUGACAAGCACUGGUAGUUCAAGGAAGAACAAGAGUUUGCAAGCAAUGUGCUGUGAAAUUCACUUUAGUGCCUGAUAAGUGAAGUCAGUUGGUGCAGGCAAUCUUCUGCUUCGAACUGCAAGGGGGAAUCCGUUGAUCAAAAGCAAUCUUCCGCUUCCUAAUCAGCCUGAAGCUAAACACCAAGCAAAGAAGCUUGGAUGGAUUCGGAUCUUCCUCGAAAUUUGACAACAAAUCUACUUGAGUCUGAGAGCACAAAAUGGGAUACUAUAUGAUGUUAGUACUUGGCUAUCAUGCUUUUUCCCUGCAUAUGAUUGAGUUAACAGCAUUUAUUUGCUAAGCAACGGACCAAAGGACUGAACACCUGAUGCUAGGGCCGCUACAGAUCUUCAAUUUGAUGAAUUCCCUAAUUGUAAACAUUUCUCAGUGUAUUUGCAGCACUUCAGAAGGAAGUGGCCCUAUUCACCGUCUUACCCGCCUCUGGUUUUCUUUUCCUUUUGCUCUAUACUCCUUUUAUGAUGUCUGUAUGUAUUACUAUAUUUAGUAUUUACUCUGUUUCUUUACCUUGUGAAUUAUCUUUGGAUUAUUAUGUUCUUUUUUGGUUCAUUAUGAUGUUACUUGGUUCUUCCCACUUGUUUA
This is a messenger RNA of Gossypium raimondii (Peruvian cotton), 2386 nucleotides long. Its product is annotated as pentatricopeptide repeat-containing protein At2g36240. The coding region runs from base 90 to 1568 and encodes 492 amino acids. NCBI's taxonomy places the organism in Eukaryota, Viridiplantae, Streptophyta, Magnoliopsida, Malvales, Malvaceae. Gene Ontology annotation, molecular function: protein binding. The record is from RefSeq and is a predicted model, not a curated record. The transcript has a single exon.